This is a messenger RNA of Meloidogyne enterolobii, 945 nucleotides long. NCBI's taxonomy places the organism in Eukaryota, Metazoa, Nematoda, Chromadorea, Rhabditida, Meloidogynidae. The record is from the annotation of a GenBank genome assembly.
AUGCAAAUUCUACAUUUAAAUGGGUUUACUCAUGCUGAGGUCGAAGAGCGCAAAUGCAUUAUUUAUUCGAACACAGUCAGGAGCAUGUUGGAGCUGCUAGAGGCAAAAUCUGAUUUAUGUCUUGAAUUUGAAGAUAAAAACAUGAUGAAUUACGCCAUCAGUAUCAGAAAACACAUUGAGAAUGGACUCGAAUUUGCUCCCUUCAAUUCGCAAAUAAAAGAGGCAAUUCAAAAAUUAUGGCAAGAUCCAAAUAUAAGAAUAGCUUACGAGAAACGUGCAGAUUACCACAUUCAUGACAGUUCUUCAUACUACUUUGAAAACAUUGAAAGGAUAGCAGAGAAGGACUACAGGCCAACAAAUCAGGACAUUCUCCAUACAAGAGUACCGACAACUGGAGUUGUUAAAUUGCUUUUUACACUUAAUGGGAUUGAUUUUAAGCAAAACGGUCGCCUAUGCUAUAUAUUCGAUGUUGGAGGCCAACGCUCAGAAAGGCGAAAAUGGAUUCACAUAUUUGAUGAUGUUAAUGCUAUCAUUUUUGUUGUGGCAAUCAGUGAAUAUGACCAGAAAAUACGGGAAGACAAUGCUACGAAUCGACUUUUGGAGGCUCUAGAAUUAUUCGAAAGCAUUACAAAUAGCAUGUUCUUUUCUAAAAGCUCAAUGAUUUUGUUCCUCAAUAAAAUUGAUAUCUUCUCUGAGAAAAUCAAAAAAAUUUCUUUGAAUAUCAUCUUCUCUUCUUAUAAAGGUGGACUAAACUAUCAAGACGGAGUUGCCUAUUUACGGAAAAAGUUUCUCAGACUUUACAGGAACAAACAAAAAUUAUAUAUUCACGAGACAUGUGCAACAGACACCACACAACUUGAAUCUGUUUUUAAUUCUGUAUUGGAUACUAUUGUGCAAGAAAAUUUACAAGAUACGGGAAUGCUUUAAUAUUUUACUUGGAGAUUU